AUGAUAAUGGAAAUCGAACUGAUGCAAGAAAAAUUGAAACAGUUGGAAAAAAAGGAUGCCGAGCAAAAAUUUUCCUAUUUUGAGGAAUUGGGUGGCGCUGCCGUGGAUGUGAACUCGGAAGUGAGUAAGCCAAGUUCUUCGACGCAGAGGUCCGUAACCAGCGAAAACCAGCAUGCAGCUGUUGUUACUCAACGAAGGCAUUCUGUUCUUGUUUCGGAGUUAAAGGCUUCUUUUUCUCUGUUGUUUUUUUUCGAAUUCUUCACACUUGUGCCAAACUCGAACGUGUAA
Messenger RNA from Gongylonema pulchrum, 288 nucleotides. The record is from the annotation of a GenBank genome assembly. Lineage: Eukaryota; Metazoa; Nematoda; Chromadorea; Rhabditida; Gongylonematidae.